AUGGAACCUGAACAACUACAACAAGAUCAAACAUUACCAUCUUCUUAUGAAGCAUCUACUACAUUACAACCACCACAAAUACCAAAAUUCAAAAUGCCACUUGGCUCAAUAUCAUCAGUAUUAAAUUUACAAACAAUAGAAAAUCAUUUAGAUAAGUUAUCAAGAGAAGAACUUUCAAAAUUAUACAAGGAUUAUUUACCAGAAUCAACUUCCAAAAAUGUAACAAAAUAUAAAAUAAUUGAGAUAAUACGUAGUGGAUUUUAUCAACAAAAUGAACAAAAAUUACUGGAACAUUUAAAAUCUGGUGAAGGUGCUGGUUAUCUCUUGUCACAAUCUUUAAAAUAUGAUUAUAAAGGUGAAGGUAUUGAAAAUUUCUUGAAUGGGAUUAGAGAUUUGGGUAAGAAAGAACAAAAAGAAGAAGAAAAUGAAGGAAAAGAUACUGAAAUGAACUAA
Lodderomyces jiufengensis is the source of this 453-nucleotide messenger RNA. RefSeq lists its product as uncharacterized. The transcript has a single exon. Lineage: Eukaryota; Fungi; Ascomycota; Pichiomycetes; Serinales; Debaryomycetaceae. The record is from RefSeq and is a predicted model, not a curated record. The coding region runs from base 1 to 453 and encodes 150 amino acids.